AGCAACAUCUCAACCGACCCGGUGCACCGGGGCAUGCAAGACGAACUAGCCCACUGACAAUCAAACUACGUACCCAACCGGCUAGUGGAGGAGAGCUCGAUCCUCGAGGACUUGUCAGCAGUGCAUCUGGAAUAUAAAAAAAGACAAUAUUAAACUUUAGACUAUCAACACCAAUGCAAUGCUGCUCCUCAGACACUGUCGAGGCCUAACCAGAGUAGGCCUUCUCAAGACUCAAAGGGUGCAGUUGUUGCAGGGUGCGGCCCUUCCUGUGGCAGUGUGUGCGGGCAGCCUCUGUGCACGCUGGGGCAGCAGUCAUGGGGGGCAUAAGUCAGGGCAGUACCAACGCAGCCAUGGCCCCAACUGGAGACACGCCCUAGCAGGGCUGCUGGCUGGGACAGGGGCUGUACUGGCCUAUGGCCUCUACCACAGCCAGACUGAGCAGGCAGCCACCACUAUAGUCCAGCCCAUAGCCCCAGCCUCCUCUCUACCCAUCUACACCCAGGACGAGGUCACCAAACACCGCUCUGUUGAGGAGGGCGUCUGGGUCACCUACAAGGGCAGUGUCUAUGACAUCACAGAGUUUGUGUCCAUGCACCCUGGUGGUGAUAAGAUCCUGCUAGCAGCAGGUGGGGCUCUGGAGCCCUUCUGGGCACUGUAUGCCGUUCACAGCCAAGAUCACGUGCUGGAGAUCCUGUCUGAGUAUAAGGUGGGUGAGCUGAGUGCGGAGGAUCGGCGGAAGCAACAAAGUGUGAAAUCCACGGACCCCUACUCUACCGACCCGGAGCGGCACCCUGCCCUGCGCAUCAACAGCCUCAAGCCCUUCAAUGCCGAGCCCCCACCCGAAAUCCUCUCCGACAACUACAUCACCCCUUCAGCCAUCUUCUUUAAGAGGAACCACCUGCCUGUGCCACAAGUGGACCCGAAAUCCUACCUGUUGCAGGUGGAGGGUGUGCCUGGUGGAGCAUCUCUGAGCCUCUCUCUGGAGGAGCUGAAGACACGCUUCCCCAAACACACAGUCACGGCCACGCUGCAGUGUGCUGGCAACCGCCGCUCGGAGAUGAAUAAAGUCAAGCAGGUGAAGGGGCUCAAUUGGGGCAUCGCUGCGAUAAGUAAUGCUACGUGGAGCGGCGCCAGGCUGAAAGAUGUGCUGCUGGCAGCUGGCUACAGGUCAGAGGUGGCCCAGCAGACAUCCCACGUUCAAUUUGAAGGCCUUGACAGUGACGUGACCGGCACCACCUACGGAGCAUCUAUCCCGCUCAACAAGGCGGUAAGUGAAGAGGGCGACGUGCUGCUGGCUUACCAGAUGAAUGGCGAAGACCUACCUGCUGACCAUGGCUAUCCCGUACGGGUGGUGGUGCCGGGAACGGUGGGCGCCCGCAAUGUCAAGUGGCUGGGAAAGAUCAUAGUGAGUGAGGAGGAGAGCAGCAGCCACUGGCAGCAGAAUGACUACAAGGGCUUCUCCCCCGCCACUGACUGGGACACGGUGGACUUCAAGUCGGCCCCAGCCAUCCAGGAGCUGCCCAUCCAGUCGGCCAUCACCCAGCCAGUGGAGGGAGCUGUGGUGGAACGCAGCGCAGAGGAGGUGACGGUGAAGGGCUACGCUUGGAGCGGGGGCGGCCGGGAGGUGGUGCGUGUCGAUGUGUCUCUGGAUGGAGGGCGGACCUGGCAAGUGGCGCAGCUACAGAGCAGUGAGAAGGGGCAGGUCCCGGCCCCCUCGCCCCCACCCGGCAGAGCCUGGGCCUGGAAGCUGUGGGAGCUGACAGCCCCACUGCCCCCCGCGGUCCAGGAACUGGAGAUUGUGUGCAAGGCGGUGGACAACAGCUACAACAUGCAGCCAGACUCAGUGGCACCUAUCUGGAACCUGAGGGGAGUUUUGAGUAACGCCUGGCACAGGGUGAAAGUCACAGUCAAGGAGGAUGAGGAAAAGCAGAAACUGUUGUGAUCUAGGGGGUUGUGUUCAAGUCUUAGAGUGUAGAGGUAAACAGAUGAUGUUUUAACCUGCCCCUCUCCAGACAGACAGCGUGUAACAUGCUAAAGCUCUGGGGGAACUGAAACUAAAAACCCCUCUGUUGACUUGUUGCGCCGCAAAACAGCUGAUUCUGUUCAGUGGAGAUGGAAAAAAAAAAAUCGGCAUUCAUCUGUUUUGUAGCUAAUGUUGAGCGCUUAAAGAACAUUGUGGCCAGUUGGGUUAAAAAGAAUCCCAAACGUACCACAAAACAAGAUAACAGAAGCAAAUCUGUUGGUGUCAACAGUUGCUCAAGGACAAGCAAAAACACCUUGCCAGUGCUGUCCUUUUCAUAUCUUAAAAUCUAUUCAGUAACUUCUUUGGCUUUAAUGACAAGCUUGCUUCCAUUUCAUGAUUUUAUAAGGGUGUCAUUUGCUGGAUCCAGAGAAUAUUCAAAUUCUUUGAGUUGCAUUGUCUUAACCCAUAUUGAUUAUAGCAAUUGAUAAAUUGUCUAUUGUAUAACUAAUUAUUCAUUGUGUAAGAUCAAAAGCACUUUGAUCUUGUAAGUUUCAGCUAGUGUUAUCUGCUGCAUUAAGCAAGGUACUGCUUAAGCAAGGUACUGCUUUUUCACAAAAGAAAGUUCUCAGUUAUAUUUUUGAGAGAAAUUGUUUUGCACACAAUGUAUGCAUUUAAAUGAAUCAGCGAUACUGCUUUUGUCAAUUGUGAUAAAACAUAUUUUCUCCACCUAUCUGGUUACAUGCUACAUGAUUGAUUAGGAGCUUUAAAUGAAUAUGUAAUAAAUAACACUUUAAAAAAACAUAUUUAGAAAUAACACAUUAAUGUUAAAUAUUAAACUUACACUACAUAACCAAAAGUAUGUGGACACCUGCUCUUCAAACAUCUCAUUCCAAAACAAUGGGCAUUAAUAUGGAGUUGGUCCCCCCCUUUGCUAUAACAGCCUCCACUCUUCUGGGAAGGCUUUCCACUAGAUGUUGGAAAAUUGCUGCAGGGAUUUGCUUCCAUUCAGCCACAAGAGCAUUAGUGAGGCUGGGCACUGAUGUUGGGCGAUUAGGCCUGGCUCGCAGUCGACGUUCCAAUUCAUCCCAAAGGUGUUCGAUGGGGUUGAGGUCAGGGCUCGUGCAGGCCAUUUAAGUUCUUCCACAAAGACACUCUAAUGUACUUGUCCUUUUGCUCAGUUGUGUACCAGGGCCUCCCACUCUUCUUUCUAUUCUGGUUAGAGACUGUUUGCUGUUUAUGAAGGGAGUAGUACACAGCAUUGUACGCAAUCUUCAGUUUCUUGGCAAUUUCUCGCAUGGAUUAGCCUUCAUUUCUCAGAACAAGAAUAGACUGACGAGUUUCACAAGAAAGUUAUUUGUUUCUAGCCAUUUUGAGCCUGUAAUCGAACCCACAAAUGCUGAUGCUCCAGAUACUCAACUAGUUUAAAGAAGGCCAGUUUUAUUAUUCUUUAAUCAGAACAACAGUUGUCAGCUGUGCUAACAUAAUUGCAUAUAUAUCUUUUUUUUUUUACUUAUCUAUUUUUCUUAACUGCAUUGUUGGUUAAAGGCUUGUAAGUAAGCAUUUCACUGUAAGGUCUACCUGUUGUAUUUGGCGCAUGUGACAAAUAACAUUUGAUUUGAUUUGACUACACAGGAAUUGUGCUGGCAGAUCAAUAUCAUUAUUAUGUUUAUCAGAUACAGAACACUUGACCAGAAAUCUGCAUGUUUUUGCACAUGCUAUUUAUUUUUAUAGCAGGAUGAAUAAAUACAGGAAUUAAGCAAAUCAAUAAAUGUUUUUGCAUGGGG
This is a messenger RNA of Oncorhynchus kisutch (coho salmon), 3747 nucleotides long. It is a transcript of the gene suox, whose product is annotated as sulfite oxidase. The coding region runs from base 179 to 1942 and encodes 587 amino acids. The transcript has 5 exons. The record is from RefSeq and is a predicted model, not a curated record. Gene Ontology annotation, molecular function: molybdenum ion binding; sulfite oxidase activity; heme binding. Gene Ontology annotation, cellular component: mitochondrion. Gene Ontology annotation, biological process: sulfur compound metabolic process. NCBI's taxonomy places the organism in Eukaryota, Metazoa, Chordata, Actinopteri, Salmoniformes, Salmonidae.